This is a messenger RNA of Lycium ferocissimum, 732 nucleotides long. RefSeq lists its product as uncharacterized. Gene Ontology annotation, molecular function: zinc ion binding. The record is from RefSeq and is a predicted model, not a curated record. The transcript is spliced from 2 exons. Lineage: Eukaryota; Viridiplantae; Streptophyta; Magnoliopsida; Solanales; Solanaceae. Bases 289 to 732 code for a protein of 147 amino acids.
UGAAGGCUCAAUAAAACUUCCACAGACCAGUCAAAAUGCGCCACUUGGUUUCCCAAUUUGUUUAAAAAAAACCAAAUCAAUUUAUAUAACAAACUCUUCUUCCACAUUUAAAUUCAACGCUAAAAUCACCAUUGAAGCCCCCACCUUCUUCUCAAUUUCUGUCCAUCUCAACAAAAAUUUAAUUCAAAAGGUAUGAAAUUUCCUUAUUUUAUUAGCUUUACUAACUUGUAAUCUUUGUUAUUUUGCUCAAAUUUACUUCUCCAAAUUGGUUAGGGUUUUAGCAAAAUCAUGUCAAGGGCAAGCUUGAAUCGCAUUUGUAAAGAUGAGAAUGACCCAAUGUUGCGUGAGACAGUGCGAUGCAAACAUGGAGACUUGCUGACAAUGCAGACUUCGUGGUCGAAUGAUAAUCCAGGAAGAAGAUUUUGGUCUUGCCCACGCUAUCGUGAAAAGUCAUGCAAGUUCUUCGGGUGGAGGGAUCGUGAUGAGAUUGAUGUGCGAUCCAAGUUUGUUAUUUCAAGAUUGGCGAAUAGAGUUAAGGAUUUGGAAAAAUCAUUAGCAUAUUUCCAAAGUAUGGAGAAAGAGAUGAAAUGGGUGGAGAAUGAGUGUCAUGAUGAGGUGAUGACAGAAGGGAGUUCUUGUCAAGAUCAAGUGAUCUCAGAGGAGAAAGAUGAUCAUGAUCUGUUGAUCAAAGAGGAGAUAAAUGAUGUGGUGAUCAAAGAGGAGAAAGAUUAG